Messenger RNA from Neoarthrinium moseri, 450 nucleotides. RefSeq lists its product as uncharacterized. Bases 1 to 450 code for a protein of 149 amino acids. The record is from RefSeq and is a predicted model, not a curated record. Lineage: Eukaryota; Fungi; Ascomycota; Sordariomycetes; Amphisphaeriales; Apiosporaceae. The transcript has a single exon.
AUGCGAUUGCUCCAACUCAGUAGCUUUGCUAUCCUGGUAUCCCAGGUGGCAGGAAGCAAAUGGCUUGAUGGCGAACAGUACACCAACAAGUGUGGCGGAACUACAUGGGAUGUCCAAGUCAGUGACGGGUCGCCAUCGGCUGCCGACUGCAGUGCUAUCGUCAAGUACAUGCGUCAGCGGACAGGUGGAUACUUCCUGAACGGCCUGAAGGACGACAUCUGGAACACUUUAAAGUCCGAAGGCGGCUGCGGGUUCGGACUAAAGCCCAAAAGCAGGGGGAGUUUCUACAUGGGAGGUGACGACGUCGCCGACCUGAUCCAAGAUAGCAUCGCCCAGUUUGAAAAGGAUGGCAAAGUUGGAGUUACUGGUGUCACUCAAUGUGGAGAUGAGACUGUCCAGUGGGCCAUCUAUGGUGUUCCCCCUAGUCCCAUCAGCGAUGUCGACGUAUAG